Molecule: messenger RNA, 743 nt
Organism: Stegastes partitus (bicolor damselfish)
Lineage: Eukaryota; Metazoa; Chordata; Actinopteri; Pomacentridae
Product: hydroxyacyl-thioester dehydratase type 2, mitochondrial-like
Exons: 1
Coding region: 77-559 (160 amino acids)
Biological process (GO): fatty acid biosynthetic process
Cellular component (GO): mitochondrion
Molecular function (GO): (3R)-hydroxyacyl-[acyl-carrier-protein] dehydratase activity
Source: RefSeq, a predicted model, not a curated record
GUGUCUCCGUUCCUUCUGGCGCUGUCGGGAAACAGUCGAGAGUUGCAGCUGGACUGAAGCGUUUGUUUUCUUCACCAUGAUGUCCACGUGGAGCAGAGCGUUCACCAAACCGUGGCUCCGCCUCUCCUCCGUGGUGAUGGCUCCGCCCCUCCGCCGGCUGCUCCACAUCGGCCAGAAAGCGUCUCUCACCAAAGCUUUCUCCUCCCGCGACGUGCAGCUGUUCGCCGAGCUGACCGGCGACACCAACCCGCUCCACCUGGACCCGGUCUACGCCAGAACCACCUCCUUCGAGACGCCCAUCGUGCACGGCGUCCUCAUCAACGGCCUGAUCUCGGCCGUGCUCGGCACCAAGAUGCCCGGCCGCGGCUGCGUCUUCUUGUACCAGGAGAUCCGCUUCCCGGCGCCGCUCUACGUCGGGGAGGAGGUUGUGGCCGAGGCCGAGGUCCGCAAGAUCAAGAUGUCGUUCGCCUUCAUCGCCGUGACGUGUUCGGUCAAAGACAAGGUGGUGAUGGAGGGGGAGGUGAUGGUGAUGAUGCCGGAGGAGCAGCAGAGGCAGUGAAGCUCAUCAGCAGCUCCCAGAUCAUUCUGCUUAUUUACGUGAUGGAACUUGUUUUUUGAAGAAAUGUUUACAGACAAUCAGCGGAUGUUUAUCGCCGAGUUUAAUUUGUUGACUGGAUUUAGUUGAACGUUUGGAAGAUUUGUGUGGAAUAAAGAUGCAAAGUUUGCGUUGGGUUGAUUAAAUA